Mycena indigotica is the source of this 843-nucleotide messenger RNA. Its product is annotated as Dienelactone hydrolase endo-1,3,1,4-beta-D-glucanase. The transcript is spliced from 3 exons. Lineage: Eukaryota; Fungi; Basidiomycota; Agaricomycetes; Agaricales; Mycenaceae. The coding region runs from base 1 to 843 and encodes 280 amino acids. The record is from RefSeq and is a predicted model, not a curated record. Gene Ontology annotation, molecular function: hydrolase activity.
AUGAGCUUCUGCAAAGACUGCGUUAAAGGCAAGCCCGCCCUGCAAUUCGAUUUUACAGCUCAUCCAUGUAGGCGUGACCCACGAAGGAACUCCCGAAGGCACGUCCAACUCUCGUUAAGCACGCCUAUUACUAUUAUUAAGCUCGUUCAAGGCAAGAUCGAGAAAAUCGGUGGCGUGGACUGCUAUAUUGCUACGCCCACCGUCGAUUAUCCCAAGGACAAAGUUGUCUUACUCCUUACCGAUGUCUUCGGUCUUGCCCUUGUCAAUAACCAACUGCUCGCUGACGGCUUUGCCGACAAUGGCUUUAAAACCAUACUUCCUGAUUAUCUAAAUGGCGAUCCCAUUCCUGCCGACGCUAUGGGUCCUGGGAAACAAUUCGACAUCGGUGCAUGGUUCAAGACUCACGGUCCUUCUGACACUCGUCCUCCUCUCGACAAAGUUAUCGCUGCCCUUAAAUCCGAAGGUGUCACAUCCUUUGCUGCGGUUGGCUAUUGCCUCGGUGGGCGUUAUGUGUUCGACUUGGCCUUCGACCACAUUAUCUCCGUCGGGGCCACCGCACAUCCAUCAUUGCUCCAGAUUCCAGCCGACCUCGAGAAAUACAAGUCGACGGCCAAAGCUCCACUUCUCAUCAACAGCUGCACAGUUGACCAACAAUUCCCACUUGAGGCGCAAGCCAAGGCAGACGAGAUUCUCGCAGACUUCGCACCUGGUUACAAACGGGAAUACUUCGACGGCUGUACCCACGGCUUUGCUGUCCGCGGGGACUUGAGCGAUCCGAAAGUCAAAGCGGGCAAGGAGGGUGCUUUCAAAUCAACGGUUGAAUGGUUCAUUAAACACGCCUGA